AAUUAAUUUUAAAAUUGCUUUUCUAAAAUUAAAAAAGUUAUAUACUAAUAAAAGAAUUACUUCUAAGCGAAAUAUUUGGAAAUGAUUGAUAGAAACUAAAAUAAAUCUUAGAAAAAGAGUAAGGAUAAAUAUAUGAUGGAUCAGAUUAAAAUUAAGGAAAUCAAAUCUUCACUUAAAAAUAUGAUUAGCUAAGGAAUGUACCCUUAAAUCUUUUCGGACAGUAAGGAUUAGAGAUGUAAUAGUUGCUUUAGUGAUUAGGAGUAUAAGAAUAACAAGUUGUUGCAAUGUGAUUUCUGUUAAUUUCUAACACACGACAAAUGUCUAUCUUCUUAAAGAAUUCAUUCUAUUAUUUAGAAUUUAUGGUUUUGUGAUAGGUGUCUAUAUAUUAUUGGGAAUGAUUUUAACAAGCCUAACUUAUUAGACUUUCCUAUAAUUAGUUGUUCUGAUUGCAAUAAAUUUCAUGGAAUCAUGAUUAACUCAAAAAAUGGAGUUUGGACACAUGAAUUCUGUUUAAAAUAAAAUAGAGAUGAUAUCAGCUAAUUUUCUUCUGGUCAUUCAAUAACUCAGAAUUUAAUUUAAGAGAGAGAUGAUUUUUUUUAAAAUGAUGAGAGCACCCAGAAUUUUUGCUAAUAUUGUAGAUAAAAAGAAGGAAAAAUGUCAUUAUGCAGUAUGCCAGGUUGUUCCAAGUAAUUUCAUCUUUUUUGUUUGAUAAAUGAAAAUCCUAAUCAAAUUGAGUAAGCUCCUCUUUCAAAACAGAAGUAUUACUGCAAUGAGCAUUAUAGACAAGAAUUGAUGAUUACUAACUUCGCUUUACAAUAAAAAUAAGACACUUAGCAUAGCUCUGAUAAGAAUAUUGAGAUCAAGUAGUUUACAGAUGAUCAGCAACUGCGAAACGAAGGAUAAAAUUAAAUUUUUGCAAAUUAGCUCAGUAAAAAUGGAAUUUAGAAAUACAAAUUAUAGCUUCGCUACCACUUUGAUAUGAUUAAUUACUUUUACUAAAAUCUCUCAUAGCUUUCAUAGUUUGAACAUUAAAAUUACAAGCAGCCAUAUUCAAAUUCAAAUAUUAAUGUGGAAGCAGACAAAAAUUCUGUAAAUCAAGAUAAAAAUUGUCAAUUAAAAAUUUGCAAUUGGGAAUUUUGCUUUAUUACAAGUUUGCCUGAAUUUUAUCAGAACGAAAAAUAAUUUUUAGAAUGCCUUGCAAAUUACUUUAUCAGGAUAAGGUCAUACAACCCUAUAUCUAAAAGUGUCGUAUUAUUUGAAAGCUACUAUUCUCAUAGUUAGCUGCUAUACUUCAUUCGUAAAAAUUUUAAUCACCCUAAUGAUCUACUAUAUCCAGAAAACAAUAUGGCCUAUUUUAUAGAUAUGAUUAAACUUAAUGUAAAUCGGUUUAUUAAGGAGCUUAUAAGCAAUAAAAUAAUUCAAAAAGUUAAAAGAGAAAAUUGA
Molecule: messenger RNA, 1443 nt
Organism: Tetrahymena thermophila SB210
Lineage: Eukaryota; Ciliophora; Oligohymenophorea; Hymenostomatida; Tetrahymenidae
Product: PHD-zinc-finger-like domain protein
Exons: 8
Source: RefSeq, a predicted model, not a curated record